Messenger RNA from Funneliformis caledonium, 1167 nucleotides. The record is from the annotation of a GenBank genome assembly. NCBI's taxonomy places the organism in Eukaryota, Fungi, Glomeromycota, Glomeromycetes, Glomerales, Glomeraceae.
AUGUCAUCAACAAAACCAAAAGUAUAUAACUUUGGAGCGGGACCCGCAGCUAUACCAUUAAAUGUGUUGGAGAAAGCACAAAAAGACCUUUUAAAUUACGAAAACACUGGAAUGUCAGUGAUGGAAAUCUCUCAUCGUAGUAAAACGUUUGAUAAUCUCUUAAAUAAAGCUAAACAAGAUUUAAAAACUUUACUACAAGUACCUGAUAAUUAUAAAAUUCUAUUUAUGCAAGGAGGAGGACUUACACAAUUUUCUGCGAUAGUUUAUAAUUUAUUGGCCGCUAAAAGGCAACAAGUUCCUGGAGAAGAAUUUAACCCACCAUUGGAUUAUUUUGUUACGGGAAGUUGGUCGGCUAAAGCGGCAGACGAAGCAAAAAGAUUAUAUAAUAAUGUUAAUAUUGUAAUUGAUGUUAAGAAAUCAAAAGGAAGUUUCGAGUCAAUUCCACCUAAAGAAGAAUGGAAAUUAAGUGGUUCGAAAGCUGCUUUUGUAUAUUAUUGUGAUAAUGAAACUAUUAAUGGAGUUGAAUUUCCAUUUAUUCCUGAAGUUGAUCCGAGCGUUCCUUUAGUGUGUGAUAUGUCAUCAAAUAUUCUUAGUAGAAAAUUUGAUGUCAGUAAAUUUGGAUUGAUUUAUGCGGGAGCACAAAAGAAUAUCGGAACACCUGGAGUAACUGUCGUUAUAGUGAGAGAUGAUUUAUUGACCAAGCCAAAAUCUGUUAAUGAUCAAGAUAAGGGCGUUCCUGUUGUGCCUGUAAUGCUUAGUUAUAAAAUAAUUGCUGAUCACAAUUCAGUGUAUAAUACCCCUCCAAUGUUUCCCAUUUAUAUUUCUGGAUUAGUAUUUGAAUGGUUGUUAGAUCAAGGGGGGGUGGAAGCUAUUGAGAAAAUUAAUAAUGAGAAAUCUACAAAGAUAUAUGAUUUGAUUGAUAAAUCAAAGAUUUAUCGAUCUCCUAUCGAAAAACCAUAUAGAUCGAGGAUGAAUGCUCCUUUCAGAAUUGUCCCGGAAGAAUUGGAAAAAGAAUUUUUGACUGGAGCCGAAGAAUUAGGAAUGGUUCAAUUAAAAGGUCAUCGCAGUGUCGGUGGAAUUAGAAUUAGUAUGUAUAAUGCUAUCACUUUGGAUGCUAUUGAUUUAUUAAUCAAUUAUAUGAUUGAAUUUGAAAAAAAACAUAAUUAA